Engraulis encrasicolus (European anchovy) is the source of this 5408-nucleotide messenger RNA. It is a transcript of the gene icam5, whose product is annotated as intercellular adhesion molecule 5. Lineage: Eukaryota; Metazoa; Chordata; Actinopteri; Clupeiformes; Engraulidae. The transcript is spliced from 18 exons. The record is from RefSeq and is a predicted model, not a curated record. Gene Ontology annotation, molecular function: integrin binding. Bases 134 to 5002 code for a protein of 1622 amino acids. Gene Ontology annotation, biological process: cell adhesion.
GCCCUCUAACACGCCAUGCCUCCGCUGUCAGAUCAAUGAGAACUUACAGUACUUUAGAAAUAGGAGUUGAAGGUCAUAGAACAAGGUUUUUAGGAGGCUGGGGCCACGGUGAGUGCCCAAAACUCCAAAAGACAUGUAUCAAUUAACCAGGAGUCGAAACAUGUCCAACAGAAUGACUAUGUCUCUUUGGCUCGUGUUGGGUCUCGGAAACAUCCUUCUGCUCAGCUGUGCAGGGGCCGAAGACCAGUGUCCCUUCUUCCAGUUGUAUCCGCCUGUGCUGGUUGUGGAAUAUAACAGCUCUCUUGAGGUGGAGGUCAACUGCACCACAUCUUCCGAAGACAGCCAACCAUACUGGGAGAACCUUCUACCAUUUACAGAUGAAUCGAGCACUGUGCUGACAGUGUCUGCUCUGCAGGAAUGGGACUUGAUAGCACAGUGUGUUGUAAAUACAACAAAUCCGUUGUGUCGUGAGGAACUGUCCGUGACCGUCUACAAAUUACCCGACAGUGUAUCCAUAACCACCGUGGGGGAAGAAGGACUACGAUGCGAUGUAAUGAAUGUUGCCCCUGCUCAGAACUUAACUGUUCACUGGUACAAAAGGAACACCAGAGUGGGCAAAUCUCCAUUCAACGCUACUGAGGCACUUCCACUAAAUGUGUCGGCGGACAUUAAUGUCACACAAGACGGAGGCCUGUACUGGUGUGAGACGGAACUGGAUCUUGGACCCCAUGGACCUCAGCCACCUCCAAAGGCAUCAUCUAACAAGCUUAGGAAUGGCUGCCCAAUUGAGAUCAGUCCCCCCUCUCUGUUGGUGAGGUAUGGAGACCCUGCUUUAGCCACCUGCCGUGCCCUGGUACCCAGCACUGCAUUGGGCUGGAAUUCUACGGUGGAGCCAGUGGAUAUGGAGGACGGAGCAGCAGAGCUCUACUGGACUGUGGACGAGAUGAGGGACUGGUCAGUAGAGUCGCGCUGUGUCAUCACCAUGGAAGAUGGCUACGAGUGUUCUAAGGAACUCCCCAUCAUUGUUUAUAGUGCCCCCAAAAAUUUGUCUGUGACUUUGGAGCGUCCUGGAGCAUUGGCUGCAGGCAAUGAAAGCACCUUGACUUGCUACAUUGAAAACAUCGCUCCUAUUCACCACCUGACGAUCAGAUGGUUUAAAGGAGACAGCCAGCUGUUAGAAGAUCCUAAUCUUCGGAGGAAUGUGGAGGGACUCCAGAAUAUCACUAGUGUACUGAGGGUUAAGCCUGAUAUAUACGACAACAUGGCAGAAUACAGAUGCGAGGCAGACCUUAAUUUAGGACCAGCGGGAUCCCCUAAGCUGACAUCAGUUCCCUUUAAAAUUACCGUCUACACUGGCUGUCCUGUUGAAAUCAGUCCCCAAUCCCUGGUGGUGAGGUAUGGAGAGUCAGCUAUGGCCACCUGCCGUGCUCUCGUACCCGGCACUGAAAUGGGCUGGGAGUCUACAGUGGGGCCGGUGGGCAUGAAGGAAGGAGUUACAAGCCUCAACUGGACAGUGAAGGAGUUAAGAGAGUGGACAGUGAAGCCACAAUGUUUCAUCAAACGCGAGGAUGGGGAGCAAUGUUCUAAAGAACUCAAAGUCAGCAUUUACAACAUCCCAGACGGUUUACGCAUUACGCCCAAUUAUCAUGGUCCAGUGGAAGAGGGAAAGGAACUCGGUCUUCAUUGCCACAUCGAAAAUAUCGCUCCUGUUCAGAACCUAACUAUCAGAUGGUUGAAAGGAGACAUGAUCAUCUUUGAAGACAUCAAACCCCAGAGUAGAAAGACUGUGGGGACAGACAAUAUUACAAGUGACUACAUUUUUAGUCCCAGGCUAUCAGAUGAUGGAGCUCAGUACAGGUGUGAGGCUGAGUUGGAGUUAAGCCUGGGAAGCCCUCCUAAACUGACAUCAGAACCCUUCAAUCUCACUGUGUACAGUGGCUGCCCAAUCAACAUCAGUCCGCCCACACUGGUAGUGAAGUAUGGAGAGGCUGCGUCGGCCGAGUGUACCACAUUCGUACCUCACGAUGGGAUUGGCUGGAAUUCUACUCUGGAACCUGUAGAUGCUGUCGCAGAAGUCCAAAAUGUCACCUGGAGUGUGAAGGAAUUGACUGAGUGGACAGUGAAUCCCACGUGUGUCAUUGAGAAAGAUGGGGAACUUUGUGGCAAAGAUCUCAGCGUCGUUGUUUACUCUUCUCCAGAUAAUAUCUCAGUGUCUGCGUACACUUCUGGUGCAGUGGUAGAAGGCCGGCAAUAUAGCCUCUUUUGUCACAUUCAAAACGUUGCUCCUGUUCAGAACCUGACUGUGAGGUGGUUUCGAGGAGACAUGGAGAUAAGUGUAACAAACAGUACAGCAGUGAACAGCGGUGACGUGGGAGCACAAAAUGUGACCACUGGACUCCUGAUUGAACCUGCGAUGUCAGACAAUGGAGCCCAGUACAGGUGUGAGGCAGAGCUGGUGUUAGGACCUGGAAGUCCUCCCAAACUGACAUCAGAACCCUUCAGCAUCACUGUGUACACUGGCUGUCCUAUCGAGAUCAGUCCCCCCUCUCUGUUGGUGAGGUAUGGAGACCCUGCUUUAGCCACCUGCCGUGCCCUGGUACCCAGCACUGCUUUGGGCUGGAAUUCUACGGUGGAGCCAGUGGAUAUGGAGGACGGAGCAGCAGAGCUCAACUGGACUGUGGACGAGAUGAGGGAGUGGUCAGUAGAGUCACGCUGUGUCAUCACCAUGGAAGAUGGCUACGAGUGUUCUAAGGAACUCCCCAUCAUUGUUUACAGCACACUAGAGAGUGCGGAUGUCACCUCAAAUCCUCCAGGGGCCGCGGGCGCAGAUAAGAACUAUACCCUUCGUUGCCACGUCCAAAAUGUCGCUCCUCUUGAGAAGCUGGAAGUCGAGUGGUUCAAAGGCGACCAAUCAUUGGGAAGUACUCAGUACUUCAACAGGUCGGAAAUCACGCCGCAGAAUAUCACUGACGAGAUGCAGAUUACACCGGGCAUGUCUGAUAAUCAGGCGCAGUAUAGGUGCGCGGCACGCCUAACUUUAGGACCAGGAGAAUCCUCAAAAGUGGAAUCAGAUCCCUUCACCGUUACUGUGUACACGGGCUGCCCUGUCGUCAUCGAUCCCCCGUCUCUGGUGGUGAGGUAUGGAGAGUCAGCUCUGACCACCUGCCAUGCUCUCGUACCCAACGAAGGGAUGGGCUGGGAGUCUACAGUGGGGCCGGUGGGCAUGAAGGAAGGAGUUACACGCCUCAACUGGACAGUGAAGGAGUUAAGAGAGUGGACAGUGAAGCCACAAUGUUUCAUCAACACCGCUCAGGAUAACCAGUGUCAGAAAGAACUUCCCGUUACUGUUUACAGCGCUCCUGACAGUGUACAUGUUACUUCCAGUCGUCUGGGUCCGUUGGCUGAAGGAAAAGACUACACUCUGUCUUGUAACAUCAAAAACAUUGCUCCUGCUCAGAACUUGACCAUCAGGUGGUACAAAGGACAAACAAAGAUAAGGGAAGACAGACCUCAUGCAUCCCACACGCUCCCAGAACCACUAAAUGCCACUAGUGAGCUACACAUCCAACCGCAUACGUCAGACGAUGGAGCCCAGUACAGGUGUGAGGCUGAGUUAGAGUUAGGCCCGGGAAGUCCUCCUAAACUGACAUCAGAACCCUUCAACAUCAGUGUGUACAGUGGCUGCCCAAUCGACAUCCAUCCCCCCACACUGGUAGUGAAGUAUGGAGAGGCUGCGUCGGCCGAGUGUACCACAUUCGUACCUCACGAUGGGAUUGGCUGGAAUUCUACUCUGAAACCUGUAGAUGCGGUAAUGAAAGACGCCAAAAGUCUCAACUGGAGUGUGAGUGAAUUGAGAGAGUGGACAGUGAAGCCACGCUGCUGGAUCGAAACAGAAGAUGUGGAGUGCAGUAAAGAAGUUAACGUUAUUGCUUACAGCGCUCCUGACAGCGUACGUGUUACUUCCAGUCGUCUCGGUUCGUUGGCUGAAGGAAAAGACUACACUCUUUCUUGUGACAUCAGAAACAUCGCUCCUGCUCAGAACCUGACCAUCAGGUGGUACAAAGGACAAACAAAGAUAAACGACACCAGGCCUCAUGCAUCCCACACGCUCCCAGAACCACUAAAUGUCACUAGUGAGCUACACAUCCAACCGCAUACAUCAGACGAUGGAGCCCAGUACAGGUGUGAGGCUGAGUUGGAGUUAGGCCCGGGAAGCCCUCCCAAACUGACAUCAGAACCCUUCAGUAUCACUGUAUACAGUGGCUGCCCAAUUGACAUCAGUCCCCCGACACUGGUAGUGAAGUAUGGAGAGUCGGCAUCGGCUGUCUGCCAUGCGUCCAUACCCCACAAUGGGAUUGAAUGGAAUUCUGCUGUGGAACCUGUAGCUCCUGUGAAAGAUGCCCAAAGUCUCAAGUGGAGCGUGAAUGAAUUGAGAGAGUGGACAGUGACACCAUCCUGCUGGAUCAAAACAGAAGACAUGGAGUGCAGUAAAGAACUUAACGUUCUUGCUUACAUAUUUCCAGCCUCAAUCAACAUGACGACAUCAGAAGCUGGAGUGAUGACCGCCGGUAAUGUCUACACCCUAACUUGCCACAUUCAACACGUGGCCCCUGCUCAAAACCUGAACCUGAGGUGGUUCAAAGGCUCUGAGCUGCAGAAAGAAGACCGUGGCCCUCAGGACAGCAGUGGGGGUCCCAGGGAUUUGACCUUUGACCUUCAAAUAACCCCUGACACGUCUGAUGAUGGAGCAGAGUACAGAUGUGAAGCGGAGCUGAAGCUCGACUCAGUGGUGGUUCAGCUCCCUAAACUCACCUCACAACACCUUAAAAUCAGCGUGGCCCGCAACUGGAUACCACCCAUUAUAAUUGUCCUCAUCAUUCUCCUCCUUCUGGUUCUGUGUGUGCUGUUUGCACUCUGGUAUAGAAGACGUAAACGGGGGGAAUACAACGUAGUGCCACCAACGGAUAUCCCAUUAACCACUGCCAAUGGUGGAGUGCCAUGAACAUCACAGUUUAUUCUGCAGAGAUGGGACCCACAGUCACAUGCUGCCUGAAUUUCACCUCCCAAGCACAGGGACAAUGGACGCAUAGCUUAGACACAGUGUGGAUGCCUCUUUCGUGUCAUGAUCCGAUUGUUUACAAAUAUUGUAAUGUAAAAAAGUGUUGUAUACUUGAAAUGUGUAGGUUAUUUGAAUAGGACUGUAUAAAGUAUAUGUGUAUAGGCCUUCUGGUGUAUGUUGCAUGCACCUACAUUGAAGUGUUUACAAGCUCAGGAUUUCUAGUUAAUUCAUCCAUCCAUCCAUCCAUCCAUCCAGGGGGGGGUACAGCUAUGCUAUAAUAAUCUUGAUCUUUUUUUAUGGUUUUUACAUAGGCUAUUUUAUUGAAGGAUUGUAUUUUGCUCUCUGAAGA